UUAGUUCCGCUGUUGAUAUAUCCUCCGAAUUUGUUAAGAGCGCGCCACAUUCAAGCGCGUUAAUGUAACUGUAAAUACUGUACAACAUUGUAAAAGCUUUUAUUUUUUGUCUGUUUUCUUCACAUUGUUUUCUUCAAAUAUGGACUGCAUGGAUUUCCCGAGAGUUUUCCCCAAUUCUCCCAGAAAAGCGCGCGGACAGAUACAGGUCAUCUUUGGACCCAUGUUUUCUGGAAAAAGUACUGAGCUGAUGAGAAGAGUACGGCGCUUUCAAGUUGCACAAUACAACUGUUUGGUGGUGAAAUAUGCAAAAGACAUUCGCUACUCUGAAACGGGCAUGGCGACACAUGAUAAGAACACUAUGGAUGCAGUGUCUGCAAACUGUUUAGCAGAUAUCCGUCCUCUUGCAUUGAAAGCCUGUGUCAUUGGAAUUGAUGAAGGACAAUUUUUUCCAGAUAUUGUGCCAUUUGCUGAGGAAAUGGCUAAUUUAGGAAAAGUAAUCAUUGUGGCAGCACUGGAUGGAACCUUCCAAAGAAAAGCAUUUGGGAACAUCCUGAAUCUGGUUCCUUUGGCGGAGAGCGUGGUCAAGCUCCAUGCAGUCUGUAUGCAGUGUUACAAAGAAGCAGCUUACACAAAGAGGAUAGGAGCAGAGAAAGAGGUGGAAGUGAUCGGAGGAGCAGACAAGUAUCAGGCAGUGUGUAGAAAGUGCUAUGGAGGGCUGGUGUACAAGGAGAACAGUGCCCCCUUCAGAGAAGAGACCCCACAACACACCCUCAAUGGAAAACUGCUGGAUGCAAGCAUUCCCCGGAAACUCUUCUCUGGCAUGCACCUCUGAAAAUAGGAUAUUCGUAAUUUGAACAACUUUAUGAAUGAAUUUAAGUGUUUUUUUAUUUGCCUAUGGAAUUGUUUAAAUUAUUUUUUUAGAUUAAAAAUUGCACUAA
This is a messenger RNA of Boleophthalmus pectinirostris (great blue-spotted mudskipper), 938 nucleotides long. It is a transcript of the gene tk1, whose product is annotated as thymidine kinase 1, soluble. Gene Ontology annotation, molecular function: ATP binding; thymidine kinase activity. The coding region runs from base 140 to 832 and encodes 230 amino acids. The transcript has 7 exons. Gene Ontology annotation, biological process: thymidine metabolic process. Lineage: Eukaryota; Metazoa; Chordata; Actinopteri; Gobiiformes; Gobiidae. The record is from RefSeq and is a predicted model, not a curated record.